AACAGGGGUAGUGGCAGGCAGAGGGAGAAGCAGAUUUUCUGCUGAGCACGGAACACCCCCCACCCCUCCCCCACUCCCCAGUGCAGGAUCCAUCCCAGGACCUUGGGAUCAUGACCUGAGCCGGAGGCAGACACUUAACUGCCUGAGCCCCUCAGGCACCCCAGUGAUCUGUUUUAUAGAAUCAAAUACGAUGUUGUGUAAUCUCAAACCAUACCUUGUUCUAAUCUUCAUUCUAUUUGUGUUUAGAAUGCUUGCUUUUUUAAAAAAUUGUGUGGGGAAAGACAAUUUUCUUGUUUUAAGGAAGUGCUUAUUGCCCUGGGAACUUAGUACAUUUUAUUUUAUUUAAGAUUUUAUUUAUUUAUUUAUUUGAGAGAGAGAAUGAGAGAGAAAGAGAGUGUGGGAGGAGGGAAGGUCAGAGGUAGAAGCAGACUCCCCACCAAGCAGGGAGCCCAGGACUCCGGGAUCUCAACCUGAGCCAAAGGCAACCACUCAACCAACUGAGCCACUCGGGUGCCCAACUUAGUACAUUUUGAAAAUAGUGAAACUGACGCUCACUUCUUAGGAUCUGCCUGUGGCUUCUGCAUUCUGGUUCCUAUUUACUAUUCCAUUACAUUCAGGGACAUGUCUCCAUUUGGGGACAACAAGUCACUCCUCAGAUUCACUGAUACUAGAAAGCUUGUCCUCCCCCUUUCUUCCUUCCUUCCUUCCUUUCUUUCCUUCCUUCAAGAUUUUAUUUAUUUAUUUGACAGAGAGAGACACAGUGAUAGAGGGAACACAAGCAGGGGAGCAGCUGAGGGAGAGGGAAAAACAGGCUUCCUGCUAAGCCGGGAGCCGGAUGGGGGACUUGAUCCCAGAAUCCUGGGAUCAUGGCCCAAGCUGAAGGCAGACGCUUACCGACUGAGCCACCCAGGCGUCCCUCGUCCACUUUCUAACUCACUACUUCUCUUAGUGGGGGGCAAGAGGAGGGAGACCAUGAAGUAAUUUGGCCCAAAAGAUUUUCGCUUCCUGUUCCUGACGGGCCGCUGGAGUAAAAGGAUUUGAGGAGGUGAUAAUGUUCAUAUAAAGCAGAAGCAGAAUUCGUUACAACCACAAUACAGAAUUUCUGCCUCUGUGGGCAGGAUCCUGGUACAGUCCAUGUCUUCCGCCCCUCUGCCACCCCUGGGAUCUGUGUCUUCAGUCGCCGGGGUAGUCAGACCAGGCUUCCUAUGGCAGGAUGGAUCUUGUGCAGCCCCUGGGUGUGGUCAUCCGUUCUGGCAAGCGUGUCUGUCUCUGUCUUGCUUUCUUUUUUUUCUCUUUUCCAGAUGAUUGGUGAUCAAUCUCUCCACCUGCCGGUAUGAGAGCGUGCGCAGGGCGGCCCAGCGAUAUGGCCUUCGAGAAGGAGGAGAGACCAAUGACUGGACUCUCUAUUGGACGGACUACUCGGUGUCGCUGGAGAGGGUGAUGGAAAUGAAAAGUUACCAGAAAAUCAAUCACUUCCCAGGGAUGAGUGAAAUCUGCCGCAAGGACUUGCUGGCCAGGAAUAUGAGCCGUAUGUUGAAGCUGUUCCCUAAGGAUUUCCACUUUUUCCCUAGGACCUGGUGUCUUCCUGCCGACUGGGGAGAUUUGCAGAACUACAGCAGGUCAAGAAAAAAUAAGACAUUCAUUUGUAAGCCGGAUUCGGGCUGCCAAGGGAGAGGUAUAUUCAUCACCCGGACGGUGAAAGAUAUCAAGCCAGGCGAAGAUAUGAUCUGUCAACUCUAUAUUUCAAAGCCCUUUAUCAUUGAUGGGUUCAAGUUUGACCUACGGAUUUAUGUGCUGAUGACCUCCUGUGACCCUCUCAGGAUUUUUGUGUACAACGAAGGCCUGGCACGCUUCGCCACCAGCUCCUACUGCCACCCCAGCCCAGACAACGUGGACGAUAUCUGCAUGCACCUGACUAAUUAUUCCAUUAAUAAGCACAGUUCCAAUUUCAUUCAAGAUGCUCACACCGGAAGCAAGAGGAAGCUCUCCACCUUCAACAUGUACAUGGAGACCCAUGGCUACAACAUGGAGCAGAUCUGGAGAGACAUGGAGGACGUCAUCAUCAAGACCAUCAUCUCCGCCCACCCCAUCAUCAAGCAUAACUACCACACCUGCUUCCCCAACCACACCCUCAACAGCGCCUGCUUUGAAAUCCUGGGCUUCGACAUUUUGUUGGACCACAAACUCAAGCCCUGGCUGCUGGAGGUUAACCACUCUCCGAGCUUCUCCACCGACUCCUGGCUCGAUAAAGAGGUGAAAGACAGUCUGCUCUAUGACACCUUGGUCCUGAUCAACCUGGGAAACUGUGACAAAAAGAAAGUCUUGGAGGAGGAGAGACAACGGGGGCGAUUCCGGCAGCAAUGUCGUUCUCGGGAGACCAGGAUGGAGGAAGUCAAGGGUUUCCAGGCUGUCCAGUUGGAGAAAACUGAGAAGUACGAGCAGGAGAAUCGUGGGGGGUUCCGCCUGAUUUAUCCUACUCUGAAUUCGGAGAAGUAUGAGAAGUUUUUCCAGGACAACAGCUCCCUCUUCCAGAAUACUAUUACCUCCAGGGCUCGGGAGGAGUAUGCCCGGCAGCUGAUCCAGGACCUGAGGCUGAAGCAGGAGAAAAAGUCCUUCCCAGUGAAGGAGAAGAAGGUGGAGAUGCAGGGGGAGUCGGCGGGCGAGCAAGCGAGGGGCAAGAGGACGAAAAGCUGCCGACAGAGACCCCAGCAGAAACCCCAGGCCGCCACCUUCACCUUCAAACAACAUCUCCAGCCAAUGGCAUUGGUAUCCUGCACACCGGACUUCUUCCUGAGUGUCAGAGAUGCAAAGACAAAUGAGACAGACAGCAGCCUUGACCCAGAAGGGGCCAGCCCUCCUCCUUGCGAGCCUAUAGCUGCAAGGCGUUACACAUCUGUACCUGACCUCAGCCACUCGAACCUUCUCAGCUGCCCGGGGCUGGAGCUCAGUCAACCCAUCUCCAGAAUCGAGGAGGUCAAAUCUGCCUCUGCAGUGAACAUAUUUCCCAGCACAGGGCCCUUAGCCUCCAUAGAAACGUGCCCAGCUCCUACCACUCAGGUCUCAGACUCCCCAGAGCCUCUGCCUGGUGGGACCGGGACAACCAGCUCUGGCUGCGGUAGCCCCGAGAUGGACAAGGUGGUCUUUAAAUACAAGGAGCAUCACUUCCCGCAAGACCUCAUCCAGGGGAAAAUAUCCAAAAUUUGCCUUCCAGCAAAAUCCCAGAGCUUCUCACGAAGUCUGAAGCCAAGCUGGCCGGCACUGGAGAAUGAGACUCAGAAGCAGCCCCUGCUGUCGGAGCUCUUCACCAAGGUCCCACUUCGGGAGAAGCUCUCCCUGUUCCCAGCUUGCGGCAGCCCAAAGCUGGGGCAGAGUCACAAGUCACAAAACCACUGCCUGCCCUGGGAGUGCUGCUUCAGCAGCCGAAGCUCUGGCGAGAAGAGGCAGCUGCGUCUGUCCUCGCUCCUGCUCCUGCACAGUCCUCCCAGCCAUGAAAUGACCCUCAGCGACCUGCUGGUGGUCGCCACCCCAGCCCGACUGGAUCCGAGGCCUGGCAGGAGCUACAGCAGCACCGCAAGAGACCCGUGUCAGGAAGCCUACAGCCGCAACCUGGUCUCUGGUCAAAAAGGAUGUGAGAGGGACUAGGUGGGUCCACCUGUAUUCCCUUCAUGGGCUUGUUUCCCUGGCAAGCACCGCAGGUGUGUAUUUCUGGAACGUCAGGGAAGUAGGAGGGUGCCUGGAUUGAUAAAAGACAUCCAGGUAAGUAAACAGUUCAGACGGACCUCAAUCAAAAUGUGCCCCCCCCCAGCCCCUUGCAAUAUGUGAUUCUGCUAUGACCGACCUCCCUCCCUCCUACUAAAGCAGACUGUGACCUCCAGUUUGACCCGGCCCCCUUGUGACUGGUAGCUCACGUAGCAGGAGGGCAAACAGGUAAACAUCAGCCCCAUAGACAUCACUUUGGGUGCUUGUAAAAAUGCAUACGUCUACAGCCUGCUUCCGGAAAUUCUGAUUCAGUAGGUCCUGGGGGAGUCCAGGAAUCUGCAUUUGAGGAGGGCUUCUCCACGAUUCUGAUGCCCUUCUCACCACUGUCAGAGAAAAACUGGGCCUGGUGUUUCCCAAACUUCCCUGACAAUAUGAAUCAUGGUGGCGGGGGAGGUGCUUGUUAAGCCUACAGUUUUCUGGGUCACACCCCCUGAAAGUUCUGAUGCAAGAGGCUUGAGAUGAAGCCCUGGGAAUCUGUCUCUCGAAUAAGCAUCUCAGGUGUGGUACGGAGGACUGUCCUGCAUCUAGACCCAGGCCUGGGCAGAGGAACCUGUGACAGCCAGGCCUGACCUAUUGGCCUGCCCUUAAGGAGCUCAAACCCACCCCUACCAUCUUCGAUUUGUAAUCUUCCAGUACUAAAUUAAAAAAAAUUUUUUUUUUGAA
Messenger RNA from Mustela lutreola (European mink), 4422 nucleotides. It is a transcript of the gene TTLL6, whose product is annotated as tubulin tyrosine ligase like 6. Lineage: Eukaryota; Metazoa; Chordata; Mammalia; Carnivora; Mustelidae. The coding region runs from base 1441 to 3642 and encodes 733 amino acids. Gene Ontology annotation, molecular function: tubulin binding; tubulin-glutamic acid ligase activity. Gene Ontology annotation, biological process: microtubule cytoskeleton organization; protein polyglutamylation. The record is from RefSeq and is a predicted model, not a curated record. The transcript has 13 exons. Gene Ontology annotation, cellular component: cilium.